CCCGUUGUUGGUAUCGAGGGCGUGGGAGUAAGACAGGCAGUGAGGUACUGGUAGCGAUAGACAUGGACCUGAGGCCUUGCUGCCCUUCCUCCACGCCGGCUUCAACAUGAUAUCGUGUUACAACCACCUCACGAAAACCCGACGGCCACGGAACGGGACGGGUGCAUGGGACUACUGCACCGGGUCCCAGCUUUGCAUUCGCGGGCAUCCAGUCAGCUCCAUCUCGCCAAAAAGUGCACCUGCGCCACUUUCCCGGCGCUGCCUGCCGAGACUCACGAAGCGGAGGUCUUUCAAUCUGUGAGGUUGGGAUUGAGGUGUGCCAAUGCAUUGCUCGCCAAGGCAGGGGUCUUGAUGAUUCAUCCAAGUUGCAACUUUGGCUCCCAAUCAAUCACUGUCAGUCGUUCCCCAGCCUGGUGCGGCAUCCGUUUGAGGAGUUGCCGGAGUGGGUGGAUAGCUUUCUCUGUCUACUCUCUGCCAUGCAGAGUCCCAUCUUCGGUCCGAAGAAAAACUCUCCUUGGCUCAACUUGCGGCGCUUUUGGCAUACCCUUGACUGAUCCUCGCUUCUCUUCUGCUAUUGCGUUGCCAUUUCGAGAGAGUGGCAGCUUGAACCGGCAGCGUCAGGAAUAUCAGCGAGCACAAUGCUCCUGUGGCACAAAUCCCGCGUACCGGGUUUGGUCAGCCGAUGCAAUCUCGAUCGAGCGGGAGACGCCGAGAGAUCGACGGCUCAGCUUACGAGGGCAUGAGGGCAGUUACCAGAAACCCGGUCGGAUCAAUGAGAAGACCGCAUAGUACCUGUCGUUUGCUCACUUGCUGUGGGUGAUUGGGUAACUAAUUUCGGUUCCCGCCGGUCUUUUGCUUGAUGGCUGCAUGUAGUCCUGUCUGGUCACAAGCGGCUGUUGCACCGGGUCGAUUUGUGACGGCAGCCGACGAGGCUGGUCCCUAGACCUGCUCCCACAUGGCAGAAAGAACACACCCACCCAC
Lasiosphaeria miniovina is the source of this 981-nucleotide messenger RNA. RefSeq lists its product as uncharacterized. The coding region runs from base 166 to 789 and encodes 207 amino acids. Lineage: Eukaryota; Fungi; Ascomycota; Sordariomycetes; Sordariales; Lasiosphaeriaceae. The record is from RefSeq and is a predicted model, not a curated record. The transcript is spliced from 2 exons.